Molecule: messenger RNA, 981 nt
Organism: Theobroma umbraticum
Lineage: Eukaryota; Viridiplantae; Streptophyta; Magnoliopsida; Malvales; Malvaceae
Source: RefSeq, a predicted model, not a curated record
UUCAAAUCAACGCGUGCUCUCCUGACUCUGAACUUGCUUUAUCUUAAUCCACUUUGCAUGACCAUAUUCACAGAAUCAAAAUGGCUAAACCAAGUUUUACCCUCCCCAUUUUCUCCCUCUUUGUUCUGUUUUCAUUGUUGUACUCAGGAAGUCCUCUAAAGAUGGCUAACGGACAAAAGACUUGGUGCAUAGCAAAUCCAUUAUCCAGCGAUUCUGAACUGGCAGCAAACAUUGAAUACGUUUGCAGUCAAUUAGAUUGUCGCUUGAUAGAACCGGACGGUCCAUGCUUCGAGCCAGAUACUCAAAUGCACCAUGCCUCAUAUGUUAUGAACUUGUACUACCAAACUUAUGGCAGGCACCGUGCCAAUUGUGAUUUUAGACGCUCCGGUGUAGUCUCCUUGACUGAUCCAAGUUAUGGUAACUGCACUUUCCAAAGCGGAGGAGCUCUAGCAGAGCAAGAACCAUCGGUAAUUUGGUGCAACAAUAUGUCAACUUCAAUAACUAGUUUAGGUAAAACUUGGCAUCUAAUGAUUAUGGGGUUGCAGGGAAAUUGGUGCGUGGCAAAGCCUGGAACAAGCGAUGACCUGCUGCAGCAGAACAUCAACUUUGCAUGCAACCAGGUGGACUGCGGCCCGACUCAUUCUGGUGGUGCAUGCUUCUACCCAACCACUCUCGUUAACCAUGCCUCGUACGCCAUGAAUCUUUACUACCAGACCACAGGAAGAAAGAAAUCGAGCUGUGACUUCAGGGAGACCGGCCUCCUUGUCUCAAAUGAUCCAAGUUAUGGUAACUGCGCCUACCAAUAUUCUCACGACUAACUGGCUCAAGGCUGUGAAAAACUACAAUGGAAUUUCAAUAUUGUCUUUACAGUAAAGUAGCAAGACUCUCAUGUUCUUUCCAUUAAUUUAAGAAUCCUGCAAUAUUUCAGUUUUGCUUUUGAAUAAUUUGGGGCUGUUGCUUGUUGCCCUCUAGUUUCUAAAA